UAGUUUACUUUAGGAGGUCAAAAGUAAAGUGAAAGUGAACCUUUUGAUAGGUUACAACAAAUUGAGAAGAUGAAGAAUUGGAGCUUGAGCUUCAAAUCAAUGGCGGUUCCUUCCAAUUUCACCUCCUUUCCUCCUAAUUCUCCUCGCCCUCUUUCCUUCUUCUUUAAAGCUUCCGUUUUUCCCCUUCCCUUUUACAAUUCCUGCACUUCCAAAUCCAUUUCCAUCUCGAAACACAAUGCCUUCACUGGCUUCACAAGGACUAGACCCAUGUCGAUUCAAUCCGUUUCUUCUUCCUCCUCCUCCUCCUCCUCUUCUUCUUCUUUUGGUUCUAGACUUGAGGAGAGUGUCAAAACUACAAUUACACAGAACCCAGUUGUUGUUUACUCCAAGACUUGGUGUUCGUAUUCUUUUGAGGUUAAGGCGUUGUUCAAGAGGCUUGGAGUGCAGCCAUUGGUCAUUGAAUUGGAUGAAUUAGGUCCCCAAGGGCCACAAUUGCAAAAGGUACUUGAGAGGCUUACAGGACAACAUACAGUACCAAACGUUUUCAUCGGGGGCAAACAUAUAGGUGGUUGUACAGAUACUGUGAAACUAUACCGAAAAGGAGAACUCGAACCUAUGCUAUCUGAAGCUAAUGCUAAAAAUUCAGAGACAUAAACCUCAAGGCACAUUUUGUUUUCUGAGCCAUUUGGUGACUGACCUGUUGUUGAUGUUCUCAAUUCUACCUCAAGAGACACUUGUGUUUUUAGUUAGGAAAAUGAUGUAUGUUAAGCUAUUUGUGGAUGAAUUUGUUACAAGGAACUCCAACUUCUGCCAUGAAAUAAGAAAACAUUUUAUUACCAUUUGAAAAA
Cucumis sativus (cucumber) is the source of this 848-nucleotide messenger RNA. Its product is annotated as glutaredoxin-C5, chloroplastic. Gene Ontology annotation, cellular component: cytoplasm. Gene Ontology annotation, molecular function: glutathione disulfide oxidoreductase activity. The record is from RefSeq and is a predicted model, not a curated record. Gene Ontology annotation, biological process: cellular response to oxidative stress. NCBI's taxonomy places the organism in Eukaryota, Viridiplantae, Streptophyta, Magnoliopsida, Cucurbitales, Cucurbitaceae. Bases 70 to 654 code for a protein of 194 amino acids. The transcript is spliced from 5 exons.